Gymnodraco acuticeps is the source of this 2771-nucleotide messenger RNA. It is a transcript of the gene cactin, whose product is annotated as cactin. Gene Ontology annotation, cellular component: cytoplasm; spliceosomal complex. Bases 1 to 2550 code for a protein of 849 amino acids. NCBI's taxonomy places the organism in Eukaryota, Metazoa, Chordata, Actinopteri, Perciformes, Bathydraconidae. Gene Ontology annotation, molecular function: protein binding. Gene Ontology annotation, biological process: mRNA cis splicing, via spliceosome; negative regulation of innate immune response. The transcript has 10 exons. The record is from RefSeq and is a predicted model, not a curated record.
AUGGGUUCGAAAUCACGACGUCGGUCCCGCUCGAGGUCCAAAAGCCCAAGCAGAGACCGACGAAAUAGAUCCAGAGUGAGCCGGUCCCACACACCGGAGGGAAGGAGAGGCCGUAGUCGGUCUGUGGAAACAAAAAGAGCCGCGCGAGGACGGGGCCGCUCGGGCAGCAGGAACUCCAGCGAUGGCUCUCCAGGUCGGCGUCGGCCCCAAAACAGGGACCGUCCAGGUGGCGACAGGAGCAGCUCGGAGGGCGACAGGAGGAGAGGACCAGCAAACAAAACCAGGAGCAAGUCGAGAGGUCGAUCAUCAAGUUCUGAUUCAGGCAAUUCCAAAGUGAGGAAGCAGGAAAAAGAAAUGGAGAAUCGGAGAGGAACAUCCCGAGAAAAAAGGAGGGAAAGGUCCCAGUCCAGCUCUGACUCCCAUGAGGAAAGCAGCGACAGAGAAAGGAGAAGACAGAGUAGUCCAGAGAGAGGGAGUCCAGCCAGAGACAGAAGAAUGAAAGCGCCAGACAGAGACAGGGAAAGAAAAGGAGACAAAGACAAAAGCCUAGAGUGCAAGAAGAAGAGUGAAGACAGAGAGCCAGGGAAGAGUAAGAGUAGCAAGGGUAAAAGAGAAAAAGGGAGGCAGCGCUCCAGUUCACCUGACUCGUCUGAUAGCUCAGAGUCUGAUCGUGGAGGCCGUGUAGUCAGAGAAAAGGAGGAUAAGAAAAAACAGACAGAGAUGAUGAAGGCUCUGGAGACUCCAGAGGAGAAGAGAGCCAGGAGACUGUUGAAGAAGGAAGCAAAGGAGAAGAAGAGGAGAGAAAAGAUGGGCUGGAGUGAAGAGUACAUGGGCUACACCAACGCAGACAAUCCCUUUGGGGACAACAACCUAUUGGGCACAUUCAAAUGGCAGAAGGCAUUGGAUAAGAAAGGCAUUGGCCAUCUGGGAGAUAAAGACCUUAAAGACAGAAACAAAUGUAUUCAAGAGGAGAAUCGCAGAGAGCUGCAAAAGGUAAAGCAGCUGCGUCUGGAGCGGGAGCGAGAAAAGGCCAUGAGAGAGACGGAGCUGGAGAUGCUGCAGAGAGAGAAGGAGGCCGAGCAUUUCAAAACCUGGGCCGAGCAGGAGGACAACUUCCAUCUGCACCAGGCCAAACUGAGGUCCAAGAUCAGAAUCCGAGAUGGUCGAGCCAAGCCUAUCGACCUUUUGGCGAAGUACAUCAGUGCAGAAGAUGACGAUCUCGCGGUUGAGAUGCACGAGCCCUACACCUUUCUCAACGGGCUCACGGUCACAGACAUGGAUGACCUGCUGGAGGACAUUAAGGUGUACAUGGAGUUGGAGCAAGGGAAGAACGUGGACUUCUGGAGAGACAUGACGACCAUCACUGAGGACGAGAUCAGCAAACUGAGAAAACUGGAGGCCUCUGGGAAAGGACCAGGUGAUCGUCGUGAAGGCAUCAACACAGCUGUGACCAUUGAUGUCCAGACGGUGUUCAAAGGAAAGACCUACAGCCAGCUGCAGGCGCUGCACCUGAACAUCGAGACCAAGAUUCGGGCAGGAGGGUCAAAUCUUGAUAUCGGUUACUGGGAGAGUCUGCUGCAGCAAGUCAGAGUCUAUCUGGCCAGAGCAAGAUUGAGAGAGCGACAUCAGGAUGUUCUGCGCCAGAAGCUGUUCAAGCUGAAACAGGAACAGGGGGUGGAAAGUGAACCUUUGUUCCCCAUCAUCAAAGAGGAGGCGAGGAGCGGUGAUGAGGAGCCUUCAUCCUCCACCAAAAAUAAAAAAAGAGACACCGAAGGGGAUGACGAGGAGGCAGGUCCUUCAACAUCCGGUGCGGGCAAACCAAAUGAGGAAGGGGGAGAAGAGGGCGACAAGAAAGACGAAGAGAAGGAGGGCGAGGUAGUGGAGGCCGUGCUGACGGAGGAGGAUUUGAUCCAGCAGAGCCAGUCGGAGUACGACUCGGGCCGCUACAGUCCCACGCUGCUCACGUCCUCCGAGCUGCCGCUGGACUCGCACACCACCACAGCAGAAGAGGACACAGCCAGGCUGGAGCUAGCACGCCAACAACAGCUACAAGUCACAGGUGAUGCCGUUGAGACCGCCGAAGACCUCUUCAUCCGUCGCGCCAGACAGGGCAUGGGCAACGACGAGGCCCAGUUCAGCGUGGAGUUCCCCGUCACAGGGAAGAUGUACCUGUGGGCGGACAAAUACCGUCCCAGGAAACCACGCUUCUUCAACAGGGUCCACACAGGCUUCGAGUGGAACAAAUACAAUCAGACCCAUUACGACUUCGACAACCCUCCGCCCAAGAUCGUGCAGGGUUACAAGUUCAACAUCUUCUACCCGGACCUGAUCGACAAGCGCUCCACCCCGCAGUACUUCCUCGAGCCCAGUCCCGACAACAAGGACUUUGGGAUCCUAAGGUUCCACGCCGGCCCUCCAUACGAGGACAUUGCCUUCAAAAUUGUCAACAGGGAGUGGGAGUACUCACAUCGACACGGUUUCCGCUGUCAGUUCGCCAAUGGGAUCUUCCAGUUGUGGUUCCACUUCAAGAGGUACCGCUACAGGAGAUAGAGACCACAAAGAGGGACGGACCAAGACCCCAGUCGCUGGGUUUUAAGCAUAGACGCUAUAUUAUGUAGGCUGUGCAGUCAAUGUGGCUAUUUUCUAUUGUUUUUGGUUGCUCUCACUAAGAGCAGUUUGUCGGAGCUACAUUAGUCUGUACUGUUGUCUGAAAUGCAAGUUGUAACGUAAUCAAAAUGACACAAUAAAGAUUUUUUCCCUUUCUUACUCUU